Rhipicephalus sanguineus (brown dog tick) is the source of this 1495-nucleotide messenger RNA. RefSeq names its product octopamine receptor beta-2R. NCBI's taxonomy places the organism in Eukaryota, Metazoa, Arthropoda, Arachnida, Ixodida, Ixodidae. Bases 2 to 1189 code for a protein of 395 amino acids. Gene Ontology annotation, cellular component: membrane. The transcript has 3 exons. Gene Ontology annotation, molecular function: octopamine receptor activity. The record is from RefSeq and is a predicted model, not a curated record. Gene Ontology annotation, biological process: adenylate cyclase-activating adrenergic receptor signaling pathway.
GAUGGCGCCGCGUGGAGCCUGGGCGGCGGCGGCGGCGGCGGCCCCGGCGGCCAGAGGCUCGGGGAGGCAGGGCGGCAGCAUGAGCGCAGCGGCGGCGCCCAACGCGAGCCUGGGAAAUCUGACGGACGAGGAAGCCGGCGAUGACGAAUCGUGGGAGAGUGUGCUCAAACUGGUGCUCAAGACGCUCGCGCUGGUCACCAUCAUCUCGUCGGCAGUGUUCGGAAACCUGCUGGUGGUCACAUCGGUGAUCCGGCACCACAAGCUGCGCAUCACCACCAACUACUUCAUCGUGUCGCUGGCGCUGGCGGAUACGCUGGUGGCGCUGUUCGCGAUGACCUUCAACGCGUCCGUCACCAUCUCGGGCCGCUGGCUCUUCAACCAGACAGUGUGCGACUUCUGGAACUCGUGUGAUGUGCUCUUCAGUACGGCCUCCAUUAUGCACUUGUGCUGCAUCAGCGUGGACCGCUACUAUGCCAUCAUCAAGCCGCUCGAGUACCCGACCAAAAUCACCGGCCGCACCGUGGCCAUUAUGUUGGCCUGCGCGUGGAUCAGCUCGGGCCUCAUAUCGUUCAUACCCAUUUUCAUGGGCUGGUACACGACGGACGAGCAUCUCGGCUACAAGCUGGAUCACCCGGAUGAGUGCAUAUUCGUGGUGAACAAGCCGUACGCGAUAGUGUCGAGCAGCGUGUCCUUCUGGAUUCCCUGCUGCAUCAUGUUGUUCACCUACUGGCGCAUCUAUGUCGAGGCCACGCGCCAGGAGAAGAUGCUCUGCAAGUCUCAGAUGGGACCCGCCGGCAUGCUGUGCCGCAACUCGACCGACCUGCCCAACGUGCAUGCGCCACCGCACCGGAACUCGCACGGAGACGACCCCGAGAGCGGCCAGUCGACGCCCACCAAGCGCACCAUCAACAAGAUGAAACGCGAGCACAAGGCGGCCAAGACGCUGGGCAUCAUCAUGGGCGCGUUCAUCCUCUGCUGGCUGCCCUUCUUCCUGUGGUACGUGUCGGUGACCAUGUGCGGCGACGCCUGCCCUUGCCCCGACCUGGUGGUGGACCUGCUCUUCUGGAUCGGAUACCUCAACUCGUCGCUCAACCCGGUCAUCUACGCCUACUUCAACAGAGAGUUCCGCCAGGCCUUCAAGGAAACUCUGCAGGCCAUCUUCUGCUCAUGUGCUGGCUGUGAAGAUUGAGUUGGCUCGCAGCGGUGGCUUGCCAGCAGCUGGCAUCGCUACUCGUGCGAGGACACGGGACCAGGGUUCGUAGAGCAGCAUCGCUUCGUGGAAGCACGGCCUGCCGCCGUGAAGAGGGACUGGACUGCGCUGGCGCAGCUCCUCAGCGGCGGCGGCGACAUCAUCGCACGAGAUCAACUGUAGCAACAACACCUGCUAUUUUUAUCAAUGUUAAAUAGUGCUACCCGUUGGAAGGGGAAUUGAACACGUCCGCGCAACGCACAAAAAGAGCUGAAGCUGCGUUGGAAUAAAAAUUAUUUUGACAGA